CACCAAUAAGAAAUUAAAAGCCUUAAAAAAAUGGGCAACAAGGAUGCUGUUGGUCCAUGGUCAACUGGCUUUUGCGACUGCUUCUCUGACUGUAGCUCUUGUUGCCUCACUUUAUGGUGCCCCUGUGUUAGCUUCGGAAGGAUAGCUGAGAUCGCCGAUAGAGGAACAACUUCUUGUUGUGCAAAUGGAACACUUUUCUGCAUGCUUGCUGGUUUUACUACUCAUUUGGUGUCACUCUACGCAUGCAUUUAUCGUACAAAAUUAAGGAGGCUACAUGGGAUUGAGGGAAACCAAUGUGCUGAUUGUUUGGUGAGUUGCCUCUGCCCCCACUUAUCCAUUUGCCAACAGUAUCGUGAACUCCAAGCCCGUGGAUUCGACGUGUCUGCUGGUUGGGAUGGGAAUGUGCAAAUGAAUUCCCGCGGCGUCACGGCAGCUCCGGCAGUGCAAGGUGGCAUGAGUCGUUAGCCGGUGGCAUUCACUUGUGCUUUGCCUGUGUGAUGAAUAACAGUACUCGAUCUGGUCUUCGUGUUGGUGGCGAUCGAUGUUUAUAUCUCAGUUCGUGGUUUGUAGUGUUACCAAAUGAAAUAAAGUGUCGUUCGUACCAGUAUUAUUUGGUCAAAAGAGGAAAAACAAAAAAAAUUAGUGCAUGUGUGCUCGUGUUUGUGUCCGCAACAUAGUGCGAUAAUUGUUGUUUCUCUAAUUUAAAUUCCAGUAUAUAUAGUUGUGUUUGUGUCAUUGUGUGUGUGUUAGAACAUCCAAUAAAACUGAACAAUCUAUUGAUAUG
This is a messenger RNA of Gastrolobium bilobum, 784 nucleotides long. Its product is annotated as protein PLANT CADMIUM RESISTANCE 2-like. Bases 31 to 465 code for a protein of 144 amino acids. The record is from RefSeq and is a predicted model, not a curated record. Lineage: Eukaryota; Viridiplantae; Streptophyta; Magnoliopsida; Fabales; Fabaceae. The transcript has 4 exons.